This is a messenger RNA of Trematomus bernacchii (emerald rockcod), 9529 nucleotides long. RefSeq names its product myosin IXAa (gene myo9aa). The coding region runs from base 415 to 8457 and encodes 2680 amino acids. The transcript is spliced from 44 exons. Lineage: Eukaryota; Metazoa; Chordata; Actinopteri; Perciformes; Nototheniidae. Gene Ontology annotation, cellular component: myosin complex. The record is from RefSeq and is a predicted model, not a curated record. Gene Ontology annotation, molecular function: ATP binding; microfilament motor activity; protein binding. Gene Ontology annotation, biological process: intracellular signal transduction.
CGGCCGCACUGAUUAGCAAAGCAAAGUGUAGUUUCCAGAGCCCGUCAGCGAGCUGCGAAGGACUGCUUUUUAAUUACAUUUUACAACAGCGAACACGCACGGAUAAAAUAGCGCAAGUACUCGGAGUGGAGGUACAUUUCGAGGAGUUGUUCGGAGGCGAGCGGCGGGAGAUAGAAGGAUACACAUGAAUUCAGUGGGAAUGCGGGGAAUUAAAUAGAUACUUAGGCAUUUUAUGUGGCUACAAGUGUGUGGCUCUGCAACCCAUCCUGAGAGCAGACGGAAAACUUGAGUCCCACUUACGACUGACUUCAGCGUUCACGUCUGGAGUGGUAAUGUCUUGACUCGGUGGUCUCUCCAGCCCAGUAAAGGACGAGCCUGUGCAGAGUUGCUGCUAAUGGGAACUCCUGCUCCGCCAUGAGUGCUCGUGAUGGCGUCGGGGGCAUGGGCACCCUGGGCCGGCGGCCGCGCUUCGAGAACUCAGAGUUCACCGUGCGCAUCUACCCUGGCUCCCUGGCCGAGGGCACCAUCUACUGCCCGAUCAGCGCCCGCAAGACCACCACAGCAGCUGAGGCCAUCGAACGCGUCAUUGAGCGCCUGCAGCUGGACCGCACCAGGUGUUAUGUUCUGGCUGAAGUGAAGGAAUUUGGCGGGGAAGAAUGGAUUCUCAACCCCAGCGACUGCCCCGUGCAGCGGAUGAUGCUCUGGCCCCGAGUGGCACUAGAGCACCGGCCACUGUCUGGCGGAGAAGAUUACCGCUUUCUUCUCAGGCAGAAGAACCUAGAUGGCUCGAUUCACUAUGGGGGCAGCCUCCAGAUGUGGCUGCAGGUCACAGAGGAGCGCCGGCGCAUGGUGGAACGUGGCCUGCUGCCACAGCCCGAGGCUCAGGGGGACCACGCAGAUCUUUGCUGCCUGCCGGAGCUCAACGAGCGCUCGCUGCUGGACAACCUGCGCUCGCGCUUCCGCCAGGAAAAGAUCUACACGUAUGUCGGAAGCAUUCUCAUCGUCAUUAACCCCUUCAAGUUCCUGCCCAUCUACAACCCCAAGUAUGUAAAGAUGUAUGACAACCACACUCUGGGAGAUUUGGAGCCACAUAUUUAUGCGGUGGCGGACGUGGCGUACCACGCCAUGCUGCAGAAGGAGAGAAACCAGUGCAUUGUUAUAUCUGGGGAGAGUGGAUCUGGGAAGACGCAAAGCACAAACUUUCUCAUCCAUCAUCUGACCGCUCUCAGCCAGAAGGGUUUUGCCAGUGGAGUGGAGCAGAUCAUCCUGGGGGCCGGGCCAGUACUAGAGGCAUUUGGAAACGCAAAGACAGCCCAUAAUAACAACUCGAGUCGCUUUGGCAAGUUCAUUCAGGUGAACUACCAGGAGAGCGGCACUGUGAGAGGAGCAUAUGUGGAGAAAUACCUGCUGGAGAAGUCGAGGCUGGUCUAUCAGGAGCACAAUGAGCGAAACUACCAUGUCUUUUACUACCUGCUGGCAGGAGCAAGUGACGAAGAGAGGAAAUCCUUUCACCUCAUGAAGCCUGAAGAAUACCAUUACCUCAGUCAGAUGCCAAAGUCAACCCACCAACUGCACUGGGACAGUUACUGUGAUAGUGAACCGGACUGCUUCAACGUUGAAGGAGAAGACCUGAAGCAUGACUUUGAGAGGCUUCAGCAGGCCAUGGAGAUGGUGGGCUUUCUCCCUUCCACGCGCAAACAGAUCUUCUGCCUGCUGUCCGCCAUCCUUCACCUGGGAAACAUCCGCUACAAGAGGAAAACCUACAGGGAGGACUCGAUAGACAUCUGUAACCCAGAGGCGCUGCCUGUCGUCUCGGAACUACUGGAGGUGAAAGAAGAGAUGCUGUUUGAAGCUCUGACGACACGGAAGACGGUCACUGUCGGAGAGAAGCUGAUUGUUCCCUACAAACUUUCAGAGGCUGGUACGGUGCGAGACUCCAUGGCGAAGUCCCUGUACAGUGCUCUGUUUGACUGGAUCGUCUUCAGGAUCAACCACGCUCUGCUCAACAUUAAAGACCUGGAGGAGACCACCAAGAUCUUGUCAAUUGGAGUGCUCGAUAUCUUUGGAUUUGAGGAUUAUGAAAACAACAGCUUCGAACAGUUCUGCAUCAACUUUGCUAACGAACGCCUCCAGCACUACUUCAACCAGCACAUCUUCAAGCUCGAACAGGAGGAAUACAGGGCAGAGGGCAUCAGCUGGCACAACAUCGACUACAUCGACAACACAGGCUGCAUCAACCUGAUCAGCAAGAAGCCCACAGCGCUGUUCCACCUCCUGGACGAAGAGUGCAAUUUCCCUCAGGCCACCAACCAGACCCUGUUGGAUAAGUUCAAGCGGCAGCAUGAGGGGAACAGCUACAUCGAGUUCCCUGCUGUCAUGGAGCCCGCCUUCAUUAUACGACAUUAUGCCGGCAUGGUCAAGUACGGGGUCAAGGAUUUCAGGGAGAAGAACACAGACCACAUGCGUCCAGACAUCGUGGCUUUACUGAAGAGCAGCAAGAACGCCUUCAUCUGCGGGCUGAUGGGCAUCGACCCCUCUGCCACUUUCCGCUGGGCGGUACUCCGAGCCUACUUCAGGGCCCUGGUGGCUUUCAGAGAGGCCGGGAAGAGACACACGCAGAAAAAGCCUGGGCAUGAUGACGCUGCUCCCUGUGCAGUUUUGAAAAGUGUGGAUAGUUUUAGCUUUCUGCAGCACCCUGUGCAUCAGAGAAGCUUAGAGAUCCUGCAGAGAUGCAAAGAGGAGAAGCACAGUGUGACCAGAAAGAGUCCUCGAACCCCACUAUCAGACCUUCAAGGAAGCAACACCAUCAAUGAGAACUCACCACGGAGUUCUCCGGGCCUUGGCUGGAACGGGCGUGUGGGUCGACUCCGAUGCCUUUCCUCCAGCAGCUCCACCACAGAAGAAGACGGCAUCUUUGUCAACUCUGCCAGUAGCAAACUCCUUGAGAGAGCCCACGACAUCCUCAUGAGGAACAAAAACUACAAAUCCAAGCCAGUUCUUCCCAAGCAUUUACUGAACGUCAGGUCACUGAAGUACCUGAGCAACCUGACGCUUCACGACCGCAUCACCAAGUCGCUGCUGCACCUCCACAAGAAGAAGAAACCACCCAGUAUCAGCGCUCAGUUCCAGGCCUCCCUCAACAAGCUCAUGGAGACUCUGGGUCAGUCUGAGCCUUAUUUUGUCAAGUGCAUCCGUUCCAAUGCUGAGAAGCUGCCCUUGAGGUUUAAUGAUAACCUGGUGCUUAGGCAGCUGCGAUACACAGGUAUGCUGGAGACUGUGCGCAUCCGCCAGUCGGGCUACAACAUCAAGUACAGCUUCAAGGAUUUUGUCCAUCACUUCUGUGUGCUGCUCCCAGAGGGCACCAGUGCCACCAGAGAGGGAAUCCAGCAGAGCCUGGACCAGCAGGACCUAGAACCAGAUGGCUACCAAGUGGGAAAGACAAUGGUGUUUCUGCGGGAGGCUGAGCGUCAGCAGCUGCAGGCCCUGCUCCACACUGAAGUUCUCAGACGCAUCGUCACGCUGCAGCGGAGAUUCAGAGCCCGGCUGGAGAGGAAGCAGUUUGUCAGAAUGAGAGCAGCAGCGAUCUGCAUCCAGAAAUGGUGGCAUCUGUACCGGCCUAUAGAAGAAGAAGAGGAGGAGGAGGAGGAUUAUGACCCUAGCGUCCAGGAGGGGGCAGCUCUGUGUCUGCAGACGAACUGGCGAGGUUACAGGGAGCGUCAGAGGUUCAGGCUGUGGAGGGAGGCAGCUGUGGUGCUGCAGAGGGCCUGGAGGUUAUGGCUGUCCCGGCGCUGCACCGCCGCCCUGGGGAUCCAGACGGCCUGGCGCUGUCAUCAGGCCAGAGACGCCUAUCUGCGUCUGUACGCAGCUGUGGAGCAGCUCCAGGCGCUUAGCAGAGGCUUCCUCGCCAGGCAGAGCUUCAGAAAACUGAGAGAGGAGAGGCUGAGGGAGAAGAAGGAGCAGCAGGAGAAGCUGCUUCAACUACAGAAUGGCCAGGUGAGUCCCUCACAAGAGGAAGAGGAGGACUCCCCUGAGAGGAUCAUGGGUUUGGACCUCAGCACGUGGGAGGAUCGCUCCUACGAGCAGCGAGAAAGGAGCCUGCAGGUCCUCAACAGCCAUGAGGGUGCAGUGAAAGAGGAAGAAGGACGAGAACAUUCUGGGACCAGCGGGAGUCCCUCUAAAGUGCAAACUGAAGCACCGGACUCGAUGCAGACCUCGACUGUGGUGGUGCGAGAGAGGUCCAGAACUAUAGACGAGCCCAGCCAGAAAACCACUCGGGCCAAGAGGGAGAGCCGGCGGAUGAGAGAGUUGGAGCAGGCCAAGUUCAGCCUGGAGCUCCUGAAGGUCCGGGCGACCAGCGGGGGGGGCUCGUCCCCCUCGGAGGAGCGACGCUGGUCCCUGGAACUGGUGCCUCCUGCGACCCCGCCUCUUCGCUCCCCGCAAGGCACGCCCGACAGCCAGAGCUCCAAAGGCAGCUUCGAGCUUCUCAGCAUGGAGGACGAGCCACCCAAGGCUGUAGAAGAGAUCACAGACAGCGAGGACCUCUGCUCCCCUGUUCUCCCAGUAGCUCCUGUACCUGAAUUUAAUAUGGAUAUUGUUUCAUCAAGCCGAAUGCCAGUUGAACCCCACAGGACUGAGGUUUCUGAUGCUGUUGUGCAUCCAGGAAGCAAGACCAAAAUUGAUCUACCUGCCCCCUCUGCUCCCACACAUCCGCCCAAACUCGAGAACUACCUCCCUACCUUUUACGUCCCUGCUAGUGAGGGCAGCACAGUCGUGUCCCGUCGUCCUGCUGAAGAGCCCAAACCAAAAACAGAGGUUGUCUCCACCACCACUGUUACCAGGCCUUUUAAAGAGAGGCGGGAGUCAUCGCGUCGACCAGUGGUGGUGGUUAUCAGCAUGCAGAAAGAAACCCCGAUAAGCCAAGAGCUGAGCGAUAUUGUCCGUCCCUUUGUGGAGGUUCGAGAUUCUGCAGCCCAGACGGGGGAGAAAUCAGACCCCACCCCUGUCCCUCGAGCUGACCAGGCCAUCAUAGAGAAGCUAGUGCGACUGAACGAGGAGAAGGAGGUGAGGCAGCGGAAUCAGCGGCAGCAGAAUGAGAAGGAGAUGAUGGAGCAGAUCAGACAGCAGAAAGAAGCUCUGGAGCAGCAGCGUAUUUUCUUCGCUCAGUAUGAGAGAGACAUGUUUGAGAAACAGAAAGGAGAAGCUCUGCAUAAGAUCCAGCAGAGUCGACAGGGCGGAGCAGAUGUUGGUGGAGGUGCGACCUCAGUGAAGCCCAUUAGACCCAGCUCCCUGCUGAUCGAGAAGACAGCAGGGUUAGCUCCUAAUGUCAGAACACGCUCAGUCUCCACCGCCCCAUCAGUGCCCUCUCACCCGGUUGUAAACCUGCAGAACAUUGCCCCUCGCCCUCAGCUGCCCCCUCCACCUGCCUCUGUUUCCAGAGAUAAACGCAGGGAGAACAGGCCUGUUGCUGAAGGGUGGGCACCUAAACUCACCCUGGAGUCUAAAGAUGGAGGAGGAGGAACCAGAGCGAAGACUACAGUCAAGAAGCCUCCAAUCAAUCAAGGCGCUAAAGUUAAUAUGACGGACAAACCGAACAUCUUCUUCUCUCCAAAGGACAAAGUGACCUUUACAAGGUUUGACCGUGAUACUGUCUCUAAAGUAACACCUGCAGUGAUUCCCGGAGAAGGACCCUCACCAGUCCCCAAGCCCUCCAAAGGAGCAAAAGUGCGAGAUGUUGGCAGAGCAGGCCAAAAAAAGAAAGUCCGAAUGGCACGGACCCGCUCCGACUUCCUCACCCGCGUCCCCAUCGUCUCAGUUGGGGACGAUUCAGACGAGGAUGACUAUAACGGCGACACCCCCCGUCAUCACUCUCUUCCCCUCUCCAAUCAGAGCUCCCCGGAGGCGGGCUUAAGAGAGCCCUGUUUCAGUGACUCAGACAUGCCUGCCAGCUCUGAGGAGCAGAAGAAGACACAAAAAGCCAUGUCGUCAGGAGAUCUGGGCAAAGUGGACUCCCUGCGCAAAAACUCACAAGAUGGAAGGGUUCGUAGGAUGCGCUUCUGGGGCAAGACAAAGUAUGGGGAAAAGAAGACUUCCAGAGAAAAGCUGAUCUGUGGUGGUGACUCUUUGGAUGGAGACUAUGGAGACACUGGGCCAUUGCUGGGAGAGGCAGGUCAGGAGAACAUGUCGCCGCCCUGCAGUCCUGAUAUGAUGUUAGAUCGAGGGUUCAGAGACUUGAAGGAGAACAAGGAGCCGUCUCCCAAGGUGAAGCGGCGGCGCAGCGUUAAGAUCAGCAGCGUGACUUUGGAAUCGACUCAGUGGCAGAACGACGCACUGCAGAUCCUCACCUGCACCAACGACUACAGGAGCAUGAACGACUUCCUCAGGAAGAAGAUCAACGACUUGGAUACGGAGGACAGUAAGAAGGACACCAUGGUGGAUGUUGUGUUUAAAAAGGCUUUGAAGGAAUUCCGUUUGAAUAUCUUCAACUCUUACUCCACGGCUCUUGCAAUGGACGAUAAUAAGAGCAUCCGCUACAAAGACCUCUACGCUCUGUUUGAGCAGAUCUUGGAGAAGACCAUGCGACAGGAGCAGAGGGACUGGAGAGAGUCUCCUGUCACAGUGUGGGUCAACACCUUUAAAGUGUUCCUGGAUGAGUUCAUGACUGAGUACAAGCCUCUGGACAGCAUAGUCAGCAGGCAGGUACCUAAACCUGAGCGUAAAAAGACGAGGAAGAAGGACACGGAUAUUGUGGAGGAGCAUAACGGACACAUCUUCAAGUCCACCCAGUACAGCAUCCCCACAUACUGUGAAUACUGCUCAUCACUCAUCUGGAUGAUGGACCGUGCCUGUGUGUGCAAAUUGUGCCGGUACGCCUGCCACAGAAAGUGCUGCCAGAAGACGACCAACAAAUGCAGCAAGAAGUUUGAUCCAGAGCUUUCCUCCAGACAGUUCGGAGUAGAGGUGUCUCGUCUGACUAAUGACGAGAGAACGGUGCCCCUGGUAGUGGAGAAGCUUAUCAACUACAUCGAGAUGCAUGGCCUCUACACUGAAGGAAUAUACAGAAAAUCUGGCUCCACCAACAAAAUCAGGGAACUCAAGCAGGGACUCGACACAGAUGUAGACAGCAUGAAUCUGGACGAGUACAACAUCCACGUCAUCGCUAGUGUUUUCAAGCAGUGGCUGAGAGACCUGCCUAAUCCUCUGAUGACAUUUGAGCUGUAUGAUGAGUUCAUACGGACCAUGGUUUUGCAAGAUAAAAAGGAAUUGAUCCGAGGAGUGUAUUCAGUUAUUGACCUGCUAAGCAGAACUCAUCUAAACACUCUGGAACGCCUCAUAUUUCAUCUCGUCAGGGUCUCUUUACAAGAGGACACAAAUCGGAUGUCUGCUAACGCCUUGGCUAUAGUUUUUGCUCCCUGCAUCCUGCGCUGUCCUGACACCAUCGAUCCCAUGCAGAGUGUCCAGGACAUCGGCAAGACGACAGCGUGUGUCGAACUUAUCAUUUGUGAACAGAUGAAUAAGUACAGAGUUCGACUAAAGGACAUCAACAGCCUGGAGUUUGCAGAGAAUAAGGCCAAGUGCAGGCUGACCCACAUUCGCCGAUCGAUGACAAUUGCAGCUAAAAAGGGAAAAGGCCAUGUACAGCGAAUAAGCUACCACACACCCUCGCCUCCAGUUAGUCCGCGGCUGCCAUCUGUGGUGGACCCUGUGAUAGAGGAGAGUGGCUGUGAAGAGGGAGAGGACUCUUUAACCGAAAUCUCCGAGCAUCAGCAGGCAGCCAUGCAGCAGGAAGAGAGAGUGUUGACGGAGCAAAUUGAAAGCCUGCAGAAAGAGAAAGAGGAGUUGACUUUUGAGAUGCUGUCUCUGGAGCCACGAGCCUCAGAUGAUGAGACCCUGGAGUCGGAGGCUUCUAUUGGUACAGCCGACAGCUCGGAAAACCUCAAUGUGGACUCUGAGGGAACCUUCUCGGAUUUCUCUGAGAAAGGUCCAGUAUUGACUUCCCCCUGGCCUCGGAGGUCUGACAUGACGAGCCCCCGCCGGCGUGCUCUCCGCAGGCAGCCAGAGUCCCUGGACUCUGUUGACUCCAGUGUUUCCUCCUACUCUUCCUCAUCACAUUACCAACCAUCGUCCUCGUCCUCUUCUGCCACCAGCCGGCGCUUUCGUUUCCACUCCAAGUCUCCCUCUGCAGGCUCAGGGCCAGCACAGGCUCAGGCUCUGAAUACAUCUCAAGCCUCUCGAUCCGACUGCUUAGACAUCAACCCUACAGGAGAUCAGGAAGGACAUAGCGAAAGGCCCCAGUUUACCAGCCGAGGCACAUUCAACCCAGAGAGGGGCAAACAGAAACUUAGAGGGGCCAAGCCUUCUUCCCUGAGGCACUCCAGAGGAGGUGGUGGCCAUAGCAGGGACCCUCCAGACAUACCACAGCAGCUUGUGUUGUAUGGCAGUAAUGAAUUCAUGGUAUGAAGGUCACUGCGACACCAAAGCACUCCCUUUCCAACUCCCUGGCAAGCGUGUACAUUCUCAGUGGGAGGUAACGUAAUGGCAACUGAUUUCCAAUCUUCAAAGCACUCUUGCUUCGCUUUUCCUGAAGUCCGCGAUGAAGUGUCCUCAAGGGCCGUGUACAGUGUUUCCAUGUUUGAACUGCCACCCAUGCUCUCACAGUGCCUUGGCAGCUCUUUACUCGGCGCCAAGAGGAGAUGCACUGAGAAGAAGGACAGAGAAAAGGGAACGUUGAAUAUGCAGGAGACCACUCAGCAUCAGGGAAUGUUACCGAGCCUGGAAAACGGAAGAUAAAUGAGAAGAAAUGAGAAGAAAUCCGGCAACAUCAGGCGUCACAGAUGUUACAGUGAACUUAAAGCUCACAAUAAUUAGCUGCUUUAUGAGUUUACAGUUCAUAACAAUCAGUGUAAGCAGCAGUUGCUCUGUUACUAGAAAUUCAUUUUUCCUUAUUUAAUACAUGUUAAUGUCACAGAAAUUCUUUAUAGCAUAUAAUAUACAGGUAAAAAUACUGUACAAAGCCGGAACACCAGCCUCUGCUGGGUAGUUGAAGUUAAAUAUUUAUCUUUUUAUUUUAAAAAUGGUUUUGAGUAUCUUGGAAAGAGAUGUACGGAUUUGGGCAGAGGAUGAUUUGUGUGUGUGUGUGUUCGCGUGUGUGUGUGUGCGGCAGAGCAAGAAAGCAUGAUUGUAUGUAUGUGUGUGAAAGAGAAAAACCACUUCAUGUGUUUUGAGUUUGUGCUGCUUUUUUCCCCCUUACAAGGGAAAUACCGCCAUCAAAGGGACCAAUCAGCUGGUGCGUAUUCCAGCCAAAGGGGAUCCCAGCUCUGUAAAGAAUGUCGGAUGUGUAUAAAAUCCCUGCAUUCACUGCUUAACAGCCAUACAACAAUUGUAAUUGUACAGUACAGUUCAUAUGUACAGUAUAGUGGACAAAUGCCAUUCUAUUCUUGAAACCUAUUGUUUCCCCAUCCACUCCCAAACCCAUCCCCAACCUGUCUCUAAAGUGUUUGCUCAAUAGCAACCAAGAAAAAACAUAAAAUCA